This is a messenger RNA of Terrapene triunguis (Three-toed box turtle), 1327 nucleotides long. Its product is annotated as adaptor related protein complex 3 subunit mu 1. Lineage: Eukaryota; Metazoa; Chordata; Testudines; Emydidae. The record is from RefSeq and is a predicted model, not a curated record. Gene Ontology annotation, biological process: endocytosis; intracellular protein transport. The transcript is spliced from 9 exons. The coding region runs from base 71 to 1327 and encodes 418 amino acids. Gene Ontology annotation, cellular component: clathrin adaptor complex; cytoplasmic vesicle.
AUUUGCCACUGCUUCUGGGGGAGUGGGGUCGCUGUUCUGAGUGUGAGCGGGGGCUCGGGAUCUGCAGAAAAUGAUCCACAGUCUGUUUCUUAUAAACUGUUCUGGUGAUAUAUUCUUGGAGAAGCACUGGAAGAGCGUUGUGAGCCAAUCUGUGUGUGAUUAUUUCUUUGAAGCUCAGGAGAAAGCAGCUGAUGUUGAGAAUGUUCCCCCUGUCAUCUCAACGCCCCACCACUACCUCAUCAGCAUCUACCGGGAAAAAAUCUUCUUUGUGUCUGUCAUACAGACAGAACUGCCACCACUCUUUGUAAUUGAAUUCCUGCACCGAGUAGCAGAUACUUUCCAGGAUUAUUUUGGAGAGUGCUCUGAGACUGCAAUUAAGGACAAUGUGGUUAUUGUGUAUGAGCUUCUAGAAGAAAUGUUAGACAAUGGCUUUCCAUUGGCAACGGAAUCAAAUAUCUUAAAAGAGUUGAUUAAACCUCCCACGAUUCUGCGCUCUGUUGUCAAUUCCAUCACAGGCAGUAGCAAUAUGGGCGAAACACUUCCCACUGGACAGCUGUCCAACAUUCCUUGGCGCAGAGCAGUGGUAAAGUACACAAACAACGAAGCCUAUUUUGAUGUAAUUGAAGAAAUAGAUGCAAUUAUAGACAAAUCAGGUUCCACAGUCUUUGCAGAAAUUCAAGGUGUCAUUGAUUCCUGCAUUAAGUUGUCAGGAAUGCCUGAUCUUUCUCUUUCAUUCAUGAACCCGAGGCUUCUGGAUGAUGUCAGUUUCCAUCCCUGUAUUCGGUUCAAGCGUUGGGAGUCUGAAAGAGUGCUCUCAUUUAUUCCUCCAGAUGGCAACUUCAGACUGAUAUCCUACCGUGUGAGCUCCCAAAACUUGGUAGCAAUUCCUGUGUAUGUGAAACACGUAAUCAGUUUUAAGGAGAACAGCUCUUCAGGGAGAUUCGAUGUUACAAUUGGACCUAAACAGAAUAUGGGGAAGACAGUGGAAGGAGUCAUUGUGACGGUUCAUAUGCCAAAAGCUGUACUAAACAUGAACCUUACUUCCACACAAGGCAGCUAUACAUUUGAUCCCGUCCUUAAAGUGUUAACUUGGGACAUUGGCAAAAUUACCCCUCAAAAGCUACCAAAUCUUAAGGGCAUAGUGAAUCUACAAUCUGGAGCCCCCAAGCCAGAGGAGAAUCCCAGCCUAAACGUUCAGUUUAAGAUACAACAACUAGCUAUUUCAGGAUUGAAAGUAAAUCGCCUUGACAUGUUUGGAGAGAAAUACAAGCCUUUUAAAGGUGUCAAGUACAUCACAAAAGCAGGAAAAUUCCAAGUCCGGACAUAA